UAAUCAGAAUCUUUGAUUCAGCGUAUCACAGUCAUUAACAUAGUUGCAAUAGAAGUCUACGUACAUUAACUUCUGUCUUGUGUCACUUAGCUGUAUUAUACACACACAUACUUCUAUAUUUACCACCAUCCACAAUUCCAGAUUCAUUCAACCAUUCUCGCAGAUUCACCCAUCUCCCACGAAGACGAGGGAUUCAGUGUUACUAGGAAGACCUGAUGGCGUUUACUCCGAAACAGAUGUCUUUAAUUGUGGCAACAUUUGGUGUGCUGUCCUUCAUAUUUGGAGUCAUUGCUGAAAACAAGAAGCCUCCUUCUGGAACUCCAAUCACAGGAAAAGGCGUUGUUAUCUGCAAGUAUCCAUCAGACCCAACCAUUGUUUUGGGCUAUCUUUCAUUUGCAUUUCUCGUCGUUUCUUCGGUGACUGGUUUCUUGUCUCUCUUUUAUCCUUACAAGGGAAAGAGUAUUCCACAGGCAGCUUUAUUUCAGAGCACUAGCUUCGUUGUAUUUUUCAACAUUGCUCUGGGUACAGCUGGAUUAGCUGCAGCAUUACUAUUAUGGCCUACAAUAGUCGAACAGGGUCACCGGUCAAAUAAAAUUCAUCAUAAUAUGGAAACAACUUGCCCUACUGCUAAGACGGGCCUUCUUGGUGGUGGUGCCUUUGUUUCUCUUGAUUCAGCCCUCUUUUGGUUGGUUGCCCUUAUGCUAGCUGACAAUGCGAGGGAGGACUACUUCGAGGAAAAAGUAGUGGCGGGUAAAGCUGAUCUUGACAGUGUUGUAGCAUCUUAAUAAUGAUGCAAAUGAACCUAUGGAGCAAAGUGCAGCUAGUAGUAUUCUCUAGUCAUUAAGCUGGAUAUGUCAAACGUAUCAGAUUAUCAAUAUUUCCAGGAAUUAUCAUUUCGGACCUUGAAUCUGUGAAUACUUGUCAUAAUUGUUAUGUUUCUACUUUCAUUUGAAAUGGACCGAUUUAUAAAUGUAC
Daucus carota subsp. sativus is the source of this 975-nucleotide messenger RNA. RefSeq lists its product as uncharacterized. The record is from RefSeq and is a predicted model, not a curated record. The transcript has 4 exons. Bases 216 to 785 code for a protein of 189 amino acids. NCBI's taxonomy places the organism in Eukaryota, Viridiplantae, Streptophyta, Magnoliopsida, Apiales, Apiaceae.